Molecule: messenger RNA, 2789 nt
Organism: Xylona heveae TC161
Lineage: Eukaryota; Fungi; Ascomycota; Xylonomycetes; Xylonales; Xylonaceae
Product: chloride channel-like protein 3
Exons: 4
Coding region: 430-2685 (751 amino acids)
Biological process (GO): transmembrane transport; chloride transport
Cellular component (GO): early endosome; membrane; Golgi apparatus
Molecular function (GO): voltage-gated chloride channel activity
Source: RefSeq, a predicted model, not a curated record
CUUUCCUUAUCAAAAGCUCAUCAAGAAAUAUUCUCAACUGAUGGGCUUGUCCCAGCCAUGUCGCACGUUGUUACGUAUUUUCACGGAUAUGGUGUUGAUAAUAUGUAUCGAGAUGCUGUGGGAUAAACCAUGUUAUAUGUGCCUAAACUCAUAAAUCUCUUUCUCUUUGGUCAUUCCAGUCACCUGUUCACGUCCUUAGCCUCAGCCACUUGAAUCAAUACCCUUAUCUAUGCCAUCCAUAUGACCCAUGCAUGUGUGCAGGGUGUCGAGACAGAAGCUUAUCGGUACUCUGCAAAUGUUGACGUCGCUGAUUCCCGAGGAGAUGUGUGCUUCAAGGAACCUUUGUGCUCUUAUUUUUCUUAUAUUGCAGAACGUUGGUCUUUCUUUCAAGGUUAUGCCGCAUGAACAUGUAUCCAGACUAGAGAAAGCAUGGCUUCAGACCCCGAGCUGGCAAAUGAGCGAACAAGUCUUAUCCCUUCUAUUGUCCGUGAUCGACGGUUGAACCACGUUCGAGCCGAGGAGGAUUCAGUCAUUUCAUCGCACUUGAGCAAAGAAGAGCAGGCUCUCUCUGCAACACCUCUGGGAGAACGGCUUCCCUAUAAUGAUUAUACUACGAUUGACUGGCUGCAUGAUCUUGUCAAGAACUCCUUUCGUUAUCGACUAAUCCAUUGUCGUAAAGGGCUCCGUCCCCGACUCUAUGCCGCAUGGUCAUCAUGUGAAGGCUGGGUAGCCGUUGCGCUCAUCGGACUGUUGACCGCUUGUGUCGCUUUCCUGGUCGAUAUCGCAGAGGCUACAGUCAGUGACUGGAAAGAGGGCUAUUGCUCUGGAAACGUUUUUAGAACAAAAGAGGCAUGUCACAAAUGGAACGACUGGACUCCAGAUUGGUGGCGAAGUUUUGGCAUCUAUGUCGGCUUUGCUCUCGCUUUUGGAGUCAUCAGCUCGAGCUUGACAGUAUUGUUGACAAAGCGUUCUUUGCCCGCCACUGCGCCAGGACAAGGCGACAAACAUUUCGGUCCCAAGGCAACUGAUGCGCAAAGGGCAAAAGGGAAAAUCAUGUACAUGGCCUCGGGCUCUGGUAUUCCAGAGAUCAAAACAAUCCUGUCAGGGUUCGUCAUUCCCCACUUUUUGGAUUUUAGAGUGCUUGCCGUCAAAGCUGUUGGUGCUGUGUUUGCUGUUGCCACAGGAAUGUGUCUGGGAAAGGAAGGCCCAUUCGUGCAUAUCUCCACAUGCGUUGGAUACCUUGUAGGCCAAAUGUUCCCCAGGUACCGUGAGAAUGGGAGGCAGAUGAGAGAAUUGCUUUCCGCAGCCUGCUCGGCGGGACUGAGCGUUGCGUUUGGAGCACCUAUUGGAGGUGUUCUCUUCAGCUAUGAGGAAAUCAGCACCUACUUCCCGCGAAAGGUUCUCUGGCGCGCGUUCCUCUGUUCAAUGAUUGCGGCUGUCGUUCUCAGAGCACUGAACCCCACCGGAACAGGAAAGCUUGUCUUGUUUGAGACCAAUUAUGGAACGUCGUAUGAUCCAAUCCACUAUCUCAUCUUCAUCCUCUUAGGCAUCGCCGGAGGCCUGUUCGGAGGUAUAUUUUGCAAGGCGAAUUUUAUGUGGUCUAAAUCUUUUCGGAAACUUUCCAUCAUCAGAAACUACCCUGUAUUUGAAACCGCCUUAGUCGUCCUCAUCACUGCCUUGUUGCAAUAUCCAAAUCCAUUGACUAGGGACACUGGCGACCUGAUCCUGAAGCAGCUGCUGGUUGAUUGCAGCGAGCCUGGAACGUCUUGGGUAUGCCAGAUGGAGUCGAAGAGUAGCCGCAGCGACUACAUUGGGUGGUUGGUAUACGGUACUCUGGUGAAACUUGUUCUCACCAUCGUUACUUUCGGCUGCAAAGUUCCUUCGGGAAUUAUCAUCCCCGCGCUGGACGCCGGUGCAUUCUUUGGUCGCCUCAUGGGUCAGUGGAUAACGUCCAUUUCCCCUGGCAUUUUCGCCAUGGUCGGAGCAGCAGCAUUCUUGGCUGGUGUCUCUAGAAUGACAAUCUCGCUGUGCGUUAUCAUGUUUGAGCUUACCGGUGAGCUCGAAUAUGUCUUGCCACACAUGAUCGCAAUUCUGGUCGCAAAAUGGGUGGCCGAUGCUUUAGAGCAGGAGGGAGUCUAUGAUUUAGCCCAGACAGUCCUCGGUCAUCCUUUUCUCAAUUCCGAGCAUGCUCUGGCCCUGGUUCGCAAAGAAGAUGCUCUUGUUGGUGUUCUCAUCCCACCAAAACAGACAAUGGAAGAAAUUACAGUCGAUGUACCCUUCGAUGGGCUUGUUCCUCGGGCAAUAUUAGAAGAAAAGCUUGCGCAACUCCAGAGGCGAGGCUUGAUGGAUGCCGGACUUGUGCUGGUCCAGAACAAAAUGAUUCAGGGAUAUCUUGCAGAGGGCGAGCUUGAAUUUGGACUGAAAGACAUCGGUAAAAUCUUCCCGGCUGAUUGCAAGGUAAGGUUGCUCGGGAUUGCUGAGGAUGAGGAAUUUGACAUGUCAAUGUUUGUGGAUGAAACGCCUCUCACAAUUAACGAGAAUGCUCCUAUGGAAUAUGCAGUGGAGAUGUUUAGUAAGCUUGGUCUGCGUCACCUUUGCGUGGUUGCUGAAAGGAGUGGUGUUCUGGUAGGCGUUAUCAUCAAGAAGAGGCUUGUUUCGUAUCUGGAAGGAUUGAAAAAUCAUUGAGCGUUGAUAGAAUUGAAUACAUGUAGCUAGGAGAGAUAUAAUUCUGUUAUAUAGAAUGGAGAGCUGUGCAUAGUGAUUGGAUGGUGAUCUGGAGGCGGAAAUUU